AUGUACCCGUCCUACCACCGCUUCUCGAACGUCCUAGAUAUCUCGCUGUCAGAAGGUCAAAAGUUUUCAAGUGGAUUACAGAAUAAAAAUGUAACAUUGGACUGCGAGAUACAUGCCUCGCACUGCUUCUUCCAAGCAAAACUCGACAAUAAAGAGCAGGUUAAUAUGCUGGAAGAUGCCGAUAAAAUAUGCAAAAGUAGAAAACCAGACAGCUAUCUCUUAGAGCCGUACGAUGAAUCCGUUCACAAAGCUGCUUUAUCAUUUGCCAAUUCAAUUCAAAAUGCCGUGAAGAAUGUUUAUCCGAUAAAUGUCGUUUACUCAAAAGCCCAUGACUUUAUGUCCAUAAAGCGUAAUCGUCUAGCAAGUCCGAUGUCAAAAAAGGGUGGACCAACAGUAGUGUACGGUACUGAGAACUACGUAUACGCGACAAUUGAUGAAAAAAACAAAAGAAGGUGGAUGUUUCAAACAGCCGACCAUGAACAACUUCAUACAGUUGUCUGCGUAAAACCAGCAAUAAAUGGCGAAUGCUCCAGGAUACGGCCGAACAAAGCCGUAAGUUUAAAAAUAUACAAACGACAUAUUGUUCAAAAUAAAAAAGUCACCGUACAGGUGAAUAAUAAUAACUUUAAAAAUAAAAACUUGCAUUUGGAAAAUAAAAAUCUGGAAAAUAAAUCAGUUCAUAAAAAAACUUCCACAAGUUUAUCGGAUGAAGAGUUGAACGAAAUUAUACAGUACUUGAAUACUUCAAAACUUAUAGAGCCGUCUGUGUUGAAAAAUGACACAUAUAUAAGAAAUAUCAUAAAAGAUAAUUUUUCGCAUUCCAAAGAUUCGUUAAACAAAUUCCUUAACAAAAAAGCUAAUGAUAGUAUAACUCUUGGGUAUAAGAAACUGGCCAAAAUCAUAAAAAUUAAAAUUAAUAAAGAAAAUGGGGUUAGUCAUCAUAUCACCUUUCCUGCCAAGUUUGGAGAUCACUUUAAAAAUAGUACAUACACAUUGUUAACCUGGAUGAAAACUGUAAAUAUGCGAAGUAUUUGCAGAUUCAUCGACCUGUUAAUAGACCCAAAGCAAAUAUCAAAUCUAGAUGAAAAAGAUGUAGGUGUAACCGCCGCGGACAUGAAAGUCUAUGAAACUAAAACAUAUCCAGAAAUUAAAAAAAUAGUUGGUCACGAAGGUUUAAGAGCCAUUGUGAAUAAAAUAUGCAUGAAAAUUCAGGAAGUUCUUUCUCCUCUUUUAAGAAAGCAAUGGGAUGACUUGAUAAACAAAGAGGUUUUGGAACAUUUUAAAAAUUUAGAUUUCCAGAUAAUCGGAGAGCACAUACUGAAAGAUCGAAGAAAUAUAUUAAAUUUCACCGAAGAACACAUGAGAAAGCUGAACUUAUCAGAAGCAAAAUUUAAAGAUUAUAAAACAGCUUUUGAAAAUUUAACCUCAGGAAUAAAAAGCGGGUUGAUCAAUGUAAACGCUUUUAUCGGUCAUUUGAAAAAUGGCAAAAUUUUAGAUUGGAAAUCAAUUUUAGUUGGUAAGCAAGAUUUUUUAGCUACAACAAAAGAUUUGUCUUUUAAAAAGAUUGGUCAAGUAUAUGCUGCUGUGGAAAAUGUUGAUACAAUAACUUUGCAAGAUGUCGUAAAGUUGGGUUACAAUGUAACAGAAACUCAAUUUGGCAAGGUUAAGGAAAUAUUUAAAAAAUUUGAUAAAGUGUUAAAAAAACAUUAUAUAAAUAAAGCUAAUUUAGUGAAACGCGUUUAUGGUGAUUUUUUUGAAAAAUUUGCAGUAAUAAAAGACCGGAAAAUUUUAGGACUAAAUAUUAAGAAUUCUUUGAAAACCAUAAUAGAAAAUAUAAUUCCUGAAGAAGCUGUAAGAAAUAACCCAUUUUUGAUAUCCGAUGAUAAUUUGACUGCUUACGGGUUAUCAAGAGAAGAUUGGAACACUGUUGUCCAGCGCGUUUCAGACAACGCAGUUAGAUUCCUUAAUGAUAGGCCAGAUGAUAUAGCUUACACAACUAUCUAUGAUGAUCAAUGUCUUUUUGUAUUCCAUGCAGUCCUUUCUUGGUACGAGGGGCAGAGUUUAUGUGCAGAAGAAAAAGCGAAUUUGGUAGUGUUUGACGAAGUUUUUCCAGUAAGCUAUUUCAACGACGUUGAGUUAUUUGCUCUCCCGGAUUUCAAAUCAUUCUGGGUCGGUUCUACGAGAGAUGUGUGGGCAUGGAAACACAAUGCCAAAUCGAUGACAUGGAGUACAUUGUCGGAAUACACGGCCAUAUCAGGAGAAAAAAAUUAUGCAUAUUUCCAGGCAGGAAGUAGCGCAUUCAGUUGGUAUGUGUCAAACAAGUGGGACCCAGAAGCUGGGAAGGAUAGUGUUAUCUGCAUGACAGAUCAAAUGGUCCCACCAGUAAAACCAGAUGAAAAGAACAAUAAAAAAGAGAAGUAUGCCUUAGCACACUUCCAAUUCACGUUGAUUGGUGGAAUGAGUGUGAUGCUAACCUUAUCAGUGGCAACAUUAAAAGCGAAAGAUAUCCAUUUAAAUUGA
Helobdella robusta is the source of this 2520-nucleotide messenger RNA. RefSeq lists its product as hypothetical. The transcript is spliced from 5 exons. The coding region runs from base 1 to 2520 and encodes 839 amino acids. Lineage: Eukaryota; Metazoa; Annelida; Clitellata; Rhynchobdellida; Glossiphoniidae. The record is from RefSeq and is a predicted model, not a curated record.